CAGAACUAUUUGCCCAGUUUACAGGACUUUGAUCCUAACAGCAUCGUUGUGUCAACAACAAUGACAACUAAUGAAAGAAAGCCAUUGGAAUCAGUUAAAGUUAAAAUCUACUUUCAAUUGCAAAACCCUAGGCCUCGGAAUGUUAAAAUAAAGUGUGUCUCAUGGGACAACACCACAAGACAAUGGUCAGAAGAGGGCUGUGAAUGGCAGGGUGCUUCUGCAGAAGGAGUUUGUGCUUGCAUACAUUUGUCCUCAUUUGCCAUUCUAAUGUCAAGGAAUCCUGAACACAUUAAUGGGCUAGAUGAGCUGACCUAUGUCGGACUGUCUAUAUCAGUCGUGUCACUCAUUAUCAGCCUGGUGAUAGAACUAACUGUCUGGAGCGCUGUAGUUAAGACCAUUAGUUCAUAUUUACGCCAUACUGCCCACAUACACAUUUCUCUAUGUUUGCUUAUUGCCGAUUGCUGUUUUUUAGCAUCUUCUAAUCCAGAAGAUCUUCCAGAAAUGUGGUGCAGGAUCUUUGUGGUGUUGAAGCAUUUCUGUUACCUGUCCAUGUUCUUUUGGAUGUUGUGUCUGAGCAGCAUGCUUCUUCACAAAACCAUUUUUCCGCUCCAUCAUAUCAGCAAAAAUGCCUACCUGAAAUUCUUUCUAUUCCUGGGCUAUGUGUGUCCGUUGCUGAUUGUUGUUAUCACGUUUGUUUGCUAUGAUGGUGGUGCUAAAGACAAGUACUUUUCCGGCGAUACCUGUUGGCUGCGUUAUGUUGGACUUAUGAAAGGGUCCAUCCAUACAUUUGUCAUACCGGUCGGUAUAAUUGUCUUCUUCAAUGUGUUCUCCAUGCUGGUGGUAAUUGUGAAGCUUUUGGAUCACCCUAUAAAUACAGACAAAUCCAAUGAAAAUGAAAAUGAAAAAAAGGCUGCCAAAACUGCCAUGAGGUCAGUUAUUCUUCUGACUCCAAUCUUUGGUGUGACUUGGAUUUUCGGGUUUGCUGUCAUGCUAAUUGACCUUACAGCUGGAACCGUGGCCUUUGCAGUCAAUUAUAUCUUCACCCUGCUGAAUGCAUUCCAGGGUUUGUUCAUUUUGUUAACCACGUGCCUGGGGGACAAACUGAUCCGCAAUGCACUGCUGAAACGUCUCAGGAAAAAUGAUCCAGCAUCGACUACUGACAGCUCCACGAAGUUAGACUCCACUUGGAAGCAGUGAAAAUCAUCAUACCAAACAUGUGCACUCUGACAUCAAAACAAACUACAUCUUGCACAUAAAACCACAGAUAAUACCUUGAACGGGAACACCAUCUAAAUUAAGAAUUCCAAUAUGCUAUUUCCAUGACAUAGGAAGGUUCAAUCAAUAUUUGUGAACAUGAUCGACUCUCCCAAAAAGUCAGAAAACCAGAGAAGUAAAGCUUGAUUUAU
Messenger RNA from Perca flavescens (yellow perch), 1406 nucleotides. RefSeq names its product adhesion G protein-coupled receptor F3a (gene adgrf3a). Gene Ontology annotation, cellular component: membrane. Gene Ontology annotation, biological process: cell surface receptor signaling pathway; adenylate cyclase-activating G protein-coupled receptor signaling pathway. Gene Ontology annotation, molecular function: G protein-coupled receptor activity. The coding region runs from base 61 to 1197 and encodes 378 amino acids. Lineage: Eukaryota; Metazoa; Chordata; Actinopteri; Perciformes; Percidae. The transcript has 4 exons. The record is from RefSeq and is a predicted model, not a curated record.